This is a messenger RNA of Candida albicans SC5314, 681 nucleotides long. RefSeq lists its product as uncharacterized. The transcript has a single exon. Lineage: Eukaryota; Fungi; Ascomycota; Pichiomycetes; Serinales; Debaryomycetaceae. Bases 1 to 681 code for a protein of 226 amino acids. Gene Ontology annotation, biological process: autophagy of mitochondrion. The record is from RefSeq and is a predicted model, not a curated record. Gene Ontology annotation, cellular component: mitochondrial outer membrane.
AUGUUUGCUCGUUCACCAUUUAUUUCAACAAUUUUUAAAAGAUCAAUUGGAUCAGUACGUACAACCAUUAUUGGUACUGGUACUACUACAAUUCCAAAACAAUAUCAAUUAUUCAAUUUCAAUAAUUUGAUUACCAAUUUCAAAUCAUCAUCAUCAAGAUCUUCUUAUGGUGGUAGUAGCAACUAUAGCAACUAUAGCAGCAGCAAUAAUAGUAAUAACACUUUAAAAAUAUUAUUUGCUAGUACUGGUUCAUCAUUUUUAUUAUUAUCUACAUUUGCUAGAAAAAUCCACAAUGAUACUGGUAGUUUAACUCAAUAUCAACAACAACAACAACAACCAUCAUUAGAUUUAUCUAUUAGUAAACAACAACCACUACAAAAACAAUAUCAUGAAUCUAGAUUUUCUAAUUAUUUAAAUUAUGAAGAAUUAACUAUUGGAUCAGUAGUUGGAUUAUUUUUAGGAGUUAUAAUUGGGAAAUUAUCUCAAGUUAUUGUAUUUGUUUCAUUACUGAGUUAUUUUUUAAUUGAAUUUUUAGAAAAUAAAAAUAUUAUUCAUAUUCCAUGGAAUUAUUUCAUUACUAUUGGUAAAGAAAAAAUUAAUUUAAAACAAUUAUUUUUUGAAAAACCAAGUUUUAAAAUUUCAUUUGUUUUAUCAUUUAUUAUUGCUGCUUAUAAUGUAUAG